GUGGCUGCGUGGAUUGUGCCUCAUCCACCACUCCACUUGGACAUUCGAUUCAAGAUUUUCGCGCGGACCAACAUCACCAUGGCCUUGUCCGGCUCCGUGUGCGUCCUGGCGGUGCUGGCGGUGGUCCUGGUGGGCCAGACGACGGCCGCCCCCGCCCCCGAGCCCGCGCCGACGCCCAGCCCCAUCUGGAGGCUGUUCGGCGGCCUGGGCGGCUACAGCGGCGGCUACAGCGGCGGCUACAACCGCGGCGGCUUCGGCGGCUACGGCCAGCGCGGCUCGCGAGCUUACAACGGGCCGCCGCCAGAAGGGCCCAACGAGUACAAAGCCAUCUGCAGGGUCAACAACGCCGACAACUACGCCUUCGGGCCGGGGCACAUCCCCGCCGGGCCGGUGUGCCCGUGGUAGUCGGUUCGACCAGUUCGGUUCCACGAUGCGUUUUUGAAGGCUGUGACUUUUUAUUACUAUUAUUUUAAUUUGAUUUUACGCUUGGUGGUGACUGUGAUACCGGCGAGGAGUGAGUUGGUGGAGAGCACGAAGUGAAUCAGAGGGCGUACACUCUAUAUGUCUUGCUAUGAAAUUUGAACUGCGUUACAGUGGAUUUGGCGCUAGCAUGAUACGAAUAUUUUGAGGGUUUUCACUUUAAGAUGCAAAGAAAAACCUUCGUAAUAGGGUUAGGUUAGGUACCAAAAAAUAAAAAAAAAAAAAAAACCGCUCUGGUCAUGCUUGCGCCAUUUGCCUCGUACUGUGGGAAAGACACUUUUGGAGUGUACAGUGCGACGAGUUUCCUCGUGAGAUUCCCUUCCGGAGGCUCCACACUCUAGCUUGCUUUUUCUCCUGUGAUCUUUGUAAACCAUGACAGUAUGCCGGGAAAAAAUCCCGUUAUUUAAGAAUAAGUUAUUGAUUUAUUGUAUAAGUGUGUGCAACGUUGUUGUUGCAAGAACCGAAACAAAGUCUGCGGCGCUUCUCCGUGGCCAUUCUGAUCUUCUUCCAGUUGAAUGAUUCCUAGUCAAAAUGGUCUGAAGGCGAUCCAAUAAAUUAUUUGUUUCUGGAA
Molecule: messenger RNA, 1051 nt
Organism: Thrips palmi
Lineage: Eukaryota; Metazoa; Arthropoda; Insecta; Thysanoptera; Thripidae
Product: eukaryotic peptide chain release factor GTP-binding subunit-like
Exons: 2
Coding region: 79-405 (108 amino acids)
Source: RefSeq, a predicted model, not a curated record